Molecule: messenger RNA, 5185 nt
Organism: Oncorhynchus mykiss (rainbow trout)
Lineage: Eukaryota; Metazoa; Chordata; Actinopteri; Salmoniformes; Salmonidae
Product: RNA binding protein fox-1 homolog 3
Biological process (GO): regulation of alternative mRNA splicing, via spliceosome; nervous system development
Cellular component (GO): cytoplasm; nucleus
Molecular function (GO): mRNA binding
Source: RefSeq, a predicted model, not a curated record
CUCUUCUUAUUUAUCUCCCUCCCUCCCUGACUGUGAUGUGGAUGCAGCGUGUGAGCAGCAGCCAGUGAGCGUGCCUACGUUAGCAGUGUGUGCUGUUGGAAUCCAUGCAGCGGCUGACUGUACUGCCUCUUAAAUAGGAGCAAACAGACUCAUCGCUCGUGACUCUGACACCACUGAGACCAACGCUCCCUCUCCCGGACUGACAGGCCAAUCACAGGACACCCCUCACUCUCUCAGUCGCUCUCUCUCUCUCUCUCUGAUUCUCUCUCUCGCAUUCAUUCCUUUGCUCUCUAUCUCUCUCUCUGUCUGUAGCUAAGUCUCUCUACCACACCUCGUCCAGUGCAGAGGAACAGAAAGCCCCCUGCCCAGCCCAGGGAUAGCCAGACCGCUGAGAGGAUGAAACUCUGACAAGCCGACAGACCGCAGGGAAACGAGCACAACUGCCCACAGAUAAUUGGUUGAAGGGAGAGUCCAGGAAGGUCAGCCAAGAAAGCAGCCGUAGGUGCUAGCGUGAAAUCUACAGGAACUACAAUUACUUCAACAGUGAGCCGCUGGAACAAGGUGAAUGACAGACGCUGCUUCACACAGAGUGAUGCUGAGACUGGCUUAGGCUUGCAGCACCACUGAAGACUUACACGGCACUAGACAAUGACUAUUAGCCCCAAGACCAGCGAACAGUGAUCAACUGACCUCUGAGACAGGUUGUAUCUGACAGAGAGAGGACCACCGCCACGCUCCAGCCCCGCUCCAACCCACUGGUUCGUUAGUAUCAACAGUGAGUGAAUCUCCCAGCUUUGGCCCGUCCGGCGUUACCUGUACAUGGAGACCCCCAGCUGGGCAGGAAACACGUUGUGUAAAUCAGGAAGUAUUGCUGUCUUCGGGAACGUGGUGUACAGCGGGCUGCUCAACGAGCACCUCUGGCAUUUAGGAGUUCCCCUCUUCACGAGACUGGGUAACCAAGAGGCCACCAACCCCCCAGAAGCCAUGGCCCAGCCGUACACGCCUGCCCAGUACCCGCCUCCCCCACAGAAUGGCAUCCCUGCCGAGUUUGCGGCACCCCACCCCCUCCCCACGCAGGACUACACCGGGCAGAACAGGGUGCCCGAGCAUGCCAUGACCCUCUACACCCCCACACAGACGCACAGUGAGCCGCCGGGCACCGACAACAACACGCCCGCCAUCACCGCCAACACGACUGUACCGACAGAUGACGUGACGCAAUCAGAGGUCUCCCUGCAGCUCCAGCUGCAGCUCUCGGACUCCUCGGAGAAGCAGCAGCCCAAGAGGUUACAUGUCUCCAACAUCCCCUUCCGCUUCCGCGACCCCGACCUGCGGCAAAUGUUUGGGCAAUUUGGAAAGAUUCUAGAUGUGGAGAUUAUCUUUAAUGAGCGAGGAUCCAAGGGCUUUGGGUUUGUAACUUUUGAAACGAGCACAGAUGCCGACCGUGCGCGGGAGAAACUAAACGGUACAAUCGUAGAGGGACGCAAAAUAGAGGUGAAUAAUGCAACAGCAAGAGUGAUGACAAACAAAAAAGUUGCCAAUCCGUACACAAAUGGCUGGAAGCUGAACCCUGUGGUGGGAGCUGUCUAUGGUCCUGAACUGUAUGCUGUAACAGGUUUCCCUUACCCGGCCACAGGGGCUACGGUGGCCUAUAGGGGUGCCCACUUGCGAGGCCGGGGGCGGGCUGUGUACAACACCUUCCGCACAGCACCUCCACCACCACCUAUUCCAGCCUAUGGAGCAGUGGUGUACCAGGAUGGCUUCUACGGAGCAGAAAUCUAUGGGGGCUACGCUGCGUACCGAUACGCCCAGCCCACCACCGCUGCUGCCUACAGUGACAGCUAUGGCAGAGUCUAUGCAACAGCAGACCCCUACCACCACACAAUCGGCCCUGCCGCUACAUACAGUGUGGGGACCAUGUAAAUAACAAAGGCAACGCUGUGCUCAGUAUUGAUGGACAUCACAGAUGAAAACAACGAGAAGAGGAGAACUAGCUUUAAGAAAACAACAGGAGAAGAAGAGAAGGAGUCCCACUACUGAGGCUGGUGUGGAACGACGGGAGGCGUGCGUGUGGAGUGGUGCCGCGGCGGUGUCAAAACCAGCCACAAGCGCUACAGAUGGAGUGAGCCAGUUUCCACCAGGGACCACCUUUGCCGGAUAGAAGAGAAAGACAACGAGAGAAAAAAGAGAGAAAGCAUCCUGUUAUUAUAACACAUUUUAUUUUUCUAUACUUUUGUGAUUUACAGCUUGUGAUUUACAAGUAAAAAUGUGUAUAAAACAGUAUAUAUGUACAAAUAUGUUUUUAUGUUUUUGGUAAGGAAGACGAACAGUUGGCCCUUGAUGCUGAUUCUGUGGUGGAGAGGGAGAGUCCUGCUCUUCUCUCUCUGGCACACCACUCCUGUCACUGACAGACAAGAGGAGGUGAUAUAUAUAUAUAUAUAUAUAUAUAUAUACAUAUAUAUAUAUAUAUAUAUAUAUAUAUAUAUAUAUAUAUAUAUAUAUAUAUGGCAAAAGCAUUGUAUUACAGGUCCACUUUCUGUGGGUCGGAGUCAAUGGUUAACUUCCAGCUGGAGGUUUCUAUGGUUACACUUUCUGUGUGCGGUCUUUUCGUGGUCUCACUGGUUCGCUUCCUUCCUUGCGCUGGUGCCACUGUUCCACUGUUCCACUUCCUGUUGCAGUGUCACUGGCCAGCUUCCUAUGGGUAGUCACUGCUGUUCUCUACUUCCCUGUGGAUACUGUCGUCAUGACUCCACUUCCUCCUGGCAGCACCACUGGUCCAAUCUCCAUGGGCAGUACUGUCACUGGUCUACUUCCCUGUGGAUACUGUCAUCAUGACUCCACUUCCUCCUGGCAGCACCACUGGUCCACUCUCCAUGGGCAGUACUGUCACUGGUCUACUUCCCUGUGGAUACUGUCAUCAUGACUCCACUUCCUCCUGGCAGCACCACUGGUCCACUCUCCAUGGGCAGUACUGUCACUGGUCUACUUCCCUGUGGAUACUGUCGUCAUGACUCCACUUCCUCCUGGCAGCACCACUGGUCCACUCUCCAUGGGCAGUACUGUCACUGGUCUACUUGUCUGUGGGUAAGCCAGUAGAGAAAUGAGUAAGCUCUCUUUCCUCUCCAAGCCCCAGCAGAGGUCUCUGAUUCACGACGAGAGAAAGAGAGAGAGAGUUUGAUGCGUUAGUCCCUGACUUUCCUCACCUGCCAGGGUCAAAGCCCAAGCCUUUGUGUCUCUAUCUGCACCAGUGGACAAAGUAUCUCAAACAGACAGACCAACAAGCCAGGGUGCAUUUAACUAACGACGCACGUUUCCAGAGAAGAGAAAUACUCAUCAAUGUCCAUGUAACAAUUGAAUUAUAAUCGAAUAAUCUAAUUGUAAUACAUCAGCAGGUGCAUAACCAAAACACAAGCCUAAGGCAUAUGGACUAUGUCGCUUGAUAAACAUUAUAGAACUAGUGCCCAUCCAAUGGUAAUAAAGGAAUGAGGGCUGAAACAUGUCAAUUACAAUGUUGUUUUGUCAAUGUAUUCUGAGAAUAUUUAUUUGUGUGAUUUGCAGCACUGAAAACUUUUAAAGAAGAAAAAAACGUUUUAAUUUGUUGAAGCAACCUUACUUUAUAUCAGGAGAGUCACUGUAAACAUGUGUUUAAACAAGAAUGUUGGUUCAGUGCUUGAAUGUAUUUUAAUGUCUAGGGUGUCCAACAAGUAUGUAUUCUUUUUCUGUAUAUAAAUAUAUAUAUAUAUAUAUAUACAUAUCUAUUAUAUGGGCUGUGGUGGUGUCAGGGAGUAGAGGGGGUAGAUAAGGGGCACCCUCCUACAAGCUAUACCCCUGAUAUACUGUAACAUGUGAUCAUGUGUUAUAUGACUGAAAGCGUGAUGGUGAUUGUGUGAACUGAUCUUCCCCUCCCCCUGCACUUCAAGAGAUUGGACAGGAUUUUAAGCACUUACGAAUUCGUAACAUGCUGUAUGAAUUGGAUUUCGUAAAACAUAUCAUGCACAUUCUUUUUGCAAGACAAAAUGGAUGACGUUGUACACAAUUGUGCAGUCUUCGGGGACCGAAAAACUUCUGGCUGAAAUUAUAUGAAACCUUCAUAAUGCAUCUUUAAACAAACACACAUGAACACACACUCAAAUACAGAGAAUCACAGACACAUGUUUUGGCCUAGAAAUAUGCUACAGAACUACUUAACAACUUGCUGAUUGCCAACAGAUAACUUGUGCUCCAGAGAGUCAUUCACAACUACUCUGGCCCUGCAGGGCCCCAACUACUCUGGCCCUGCAGAGCCCCAACUACUCUGGCCCUGCAGGGCCCCAACUACUCUGACCCUGCAGGGCCCCAACCUCUCUGGCCCUGCAGGGCCCCAACUACUCCGGCCCUGCAGGGCUCCAACUACUUUCUCUCAGCUAUAUUACAGACACCCUUAUGGAAAUAACAUGUAUAUUCAUCAUCACAUUAAGUAACAGGUCCUGUUGAGGAAGGCAAUGAUCAUAAGCAGGUUUAGUGUAUAGAUGUAGAUUUGAUUGUGAGAGUCACAUAGUGUAUGUGGCUAACUAACUCCCAGUCAGUUUCAGGUGAAAUGUGAGUGUGAAGAAACGGCAGGCAGGCAGGCAGGCAGGCAGGCAGGCAGUAGGCCGCCCUCCUGAUCUCUGUGUAGACUGCAAGUACCAGUCCUUAUCUUCCUGAGCCCUGAGCACAAUGGCUUGAGCUGUGACAUGAGCAGGAUACCCCUCUGAGAGAGAGUUACUACUGUACCGCCCCCUCCCGUUCUACUGUGUGAGUCUACCGUCCCUUUUGUAUUCCUGAACCUACUGUACAUAAUAUCCCCCCUCCCCUCUGACUCCCAAAAUCUUGUAUUUUGUUCUAUAAUGACACAUUUAUUUAUAAGGAUUUUUUAAAUAUAUCUCUUUCUCCUUUUUGUAAAUGUUCCAGUUAAAUAAAGUUCAAAAAUGUUAAAAAAUUCAAUGGAUAUAUUGAAAGGUAAAAGUCUCUAAAAGUCCCCUCUCCUCUGGCUCUGUAUUCUAAACUUUGUGUUUCUCUUUCUGUAUGCUUCUCUUAUGUGCUUCAGAUUAAGAGUUCUAUUUAUUAUGACAUUAACGUUAUUAUAAUUCUGACUAAUUAUUAAUAUUAUCAUCAUCCUCAUCAUCAUCAUUAUUAUCAUUAAUAAACUUGUCUACUUCAACCAAAA